Mandrillus leucophaeus (drill) is the source of this 3540-nucleotide messenger RNA. It is a transcript of the gene RSAD2, whose product is annotated as radical S-adenosyl methionine domain containing 2. NCBI's taxonomy places the organism in Eukaryota, Metazoa, Chordata, Mammalia, Primates, Cercopithecidae. Gene Ontology annotation, biological process: defense response to virus; positive regulation of immune response. Gene Ontology annotation, molecular function: 4 iron, 4 sulfur cluster binding; catalytic activity. Gene Ontology annotation, cellular component: endoplasmic reticulum; endoplasmic reticulum membrane; mitochondrion. The transcript is spliced from 7 exons. The coding region runs from base 158 to 1240 and encodes 360 amino acids. The record is from RefSeq and is a predicted model, not a curated record.
AUGUGUGAAAAAUCGAAACUCUAACUCAACUGAGUGUUGGUCAAAGAAGGUGUGUCCUGCUUCCCAUGACAGGUUGCUCAGAGACUGCUGAUUUCCACCCCUAUAUAAAGAGAGUCCCCGGCAUACAGGGACUGCUGUGCUCCAGGCGUCUGCCACCAUGUGGGUACUCACACCUGCUGCUUUUGCUGGGAAGCUCCUGAGUGUGUUCAGGCAACCUCUGAGCUCUCUGUGGAGGAGCCUUGUCCCGCUGUUCUGCUGGCUGAGGGCAACCUGGCUGCUAGCUUCCAAGAGGACAAAGCAGCAGCUGGUCUGGAGAGAGCCAGAUGAGACCAAAGAGGAGGAAGAGGACCCUCCUCUGUCCACCACCCCAACCAGCGUCAACUAUCACUUCACUCGCCAGUGCAACUACAAAUGCGGCUUCUGUUUCCACACAGCCAAAACAUCCUUUGUGCUGCCCCUUGAGGAAGCAAAGAGAGGAUUGCUUUUGCUUAAGGAAGCUGGUAUGGAGAAGAUCAACUUUUCAGGUGGAGAGCCAUUUCUUCACGACCGGGGAGAAUACCUGGGCAAGUUGGUGAAGUUCUGCAAAACAGAGCUGCAGCUGCCCAGCGUGAGCAUCGUGAGCAACGGAAGCCUGAUCCGGGAGAGGUGGUUCCAGAAUUAUGGUGAAUAUUUGGACAUUCUCGCUGUCUCCUGUGACAGCUUUGAUGAGGAAGUCAAUGUCCUUAUUGGCCGUGGCCAAGGAAAGAAGAACCACGUGGAAAACCUUCAAAAGCUGAGGACGUGGUGUAGGGAUUAUAGAGUCGCUUUCAAGAUAAAUUCUGUCAUCAAUCGUUUCAACGUGGAAGAGGACAUGACGGAACAGAUCAAAGCACUAAACCCCGUCCGCUGGAAAGUGUUCCAGUGCCUCUUAAUUGAGGGUGAGAAUUGUGGAGAAGAUGCUCUAAGAGAAGCAGAAAGAUUUGUUAUUGGUGAUGAAGAAUUUGAAAGAUUCUUGGAGCGCCACAAAGAAGUGUCCUGUUUGGUGCCUGAAUCUAACCAGAAGAUGAAAGACUCCUACCUUAUUCUGGAUGAAUACAUGCGCUUUCUGAACUGUAGAAAGGGACGGAAGGACCCUUCCAAGUCCAUCCUGGAUGUUGGUGUAGAAGAAGCUAUAAAAUUCAGUGGAUUUGAUGAAAAGAUGUUUCUGAAGCGAGGAGGAAAAUACACAUGGAGUAAGGCUGAUCUGAAGCUGGAUUGGUAGAGCGGAAAGUGGAACGAGACUUCAACACACCAGUGGGAAAGCCUCAGGAGUGACUGCCAUUGUCUGCAGUGCUAUCCCGUUGGUAUUUCCCAGUGGCUGAAAACCUGAUUUUCUGCUGCACAUGACAUCUGAUUACCUGUGGUCACUGAACACAUAAAUAACUUGGAUAGCAAAUCCUGAGACAAUGGAAAACCACGAACUUUACUUCAUUGACUUAUAACCUUGUUGUUAUUGAAACAGCACUUCUGUUUUUGAGUUUGAUUUAGCUAAAAAGAGGGAAUACACACAGGAAUAAUGGCCCCAAAAAAGCUUAGACAAGGUCCCUAUACACAGGACCUGACCUUUAGCUCAAUGGUGCAUUUGUAAGAAAUAAGCUCUAGUGAUAUCUGUGGGGGCAAUAUUUAAUUUGGAUCUGACAUUUUAAACAAUGUUUACUGUGAUUUCUGUAUUUCCAUUUUAAAGCCAUUUCUUGUUCCAGGUUUGUUCGUUUGACAGAGUCAAUAUUUUUUGCUAAAUAUCCAGAUACCAGUUUUCACAUCUGAGACAUUAUGAAAUAUCUGCUUUAAUUAUUUCUGCUGGUUAUAAUGCUUUUUUUUUUUUUUUUUGGCUUUUAUGCCAUUGCAGUCUUGUACUUUUUACUGUAAAGUAUAGAAAUAGUCAACAGAUGUUUCCAAGAAUGUAUGAUAUGAUAAUCCUACCAAUUUUCAAGAAGUCCCUAGAGGAGAUAACACAUAUUUACAUGUGGUGCAGCCCUGCGCAUGGUGGCUGUUCCGUGAAUGCUGGCUACCUAUAUAUGUGUGGUACCUGUUGUAUUCCUUUCUCUUCGAAGAUCCUGAGCAAAACCAAGAUACGCUUUCCAUUUGAUGAUGGCGUUGACAUGGGAGCAGUGCUUGUACUGCUUUGUUCACCUAUCAUUUGGCCACAUGAGGCUGUCAGGCAAAAGAAUAGGAGUGUAGUUGAAUAGCUGGUUGUCCCUACGUUUCUGAGAGGUGACGGCACACAGGAUUGGCAUAAGAUAUCCUAAAAUCACGCUGGAACCUUGGAUGAAGAAGAAUGUGAGCAAGAGCAGAGAGAGUGCCUGGAUUUCAUGUCAGUGAAUCCAUGUCACCAUAUCAUAUUUUUGAAUGAACUCUGAGUCAAUUGAAAUAAGGUACCAUCUAGUUCAGUUUAAGAAGAGUCAGCUCAGAGAAAGCGAGCAUAAGGGAAAAUGUCACGUAAACUAGAUCAGGGAACAAAAUCCUCUCCUUGUGGAAAUAUCCCAUGCAGUUUGUUGAUAUAACUUAGUAUCUUAUUGCCUAAAAAAUAAUUUCUUAUCAUUGUUUCAAAAAAGCAAAAUCAUGGAAAAUUUUUGUUGUCCAGGCAAAUAAAAGGUCAUUUUAAUUCAGCUGCAAUUUCAGUGUUCCUCACUAGGUGGCAUUUAAAUGUUGCCUGAUGUCAUUAAACACCAUCCAGAAAUUCUGCUUCAUAAUCUGUUCUCAAGACUUGGUGAUUUUGAAAGUUUUGGCUUUUGUGACUUUGUUUCUCAGAAAAAAAAAAUAAUCCUACUUAAAUUUUAAGUCACUAUAAUUCAAUUUAAAUAUGUGCGUGUCUCAUCCAGGAUAGGAUAGGUUGUCUUCUAUUUUCCUUUUUACCUAUUUACUUUUUUGUUAGAAAAGAGAAAAAUGAAUUAUAAAGCUGUUCCCCAUGAGUUUUGAUUGUAUCUAAGCUAUGAUGACCUUCAUAUAAUCAGCAUAAACAUAAAAUAAAUUUUGUACUUAACAUGAGUGCACUUUGCUGAUCCUUAUGGCACGGUGGCUCACGCCUGUAAUCCCAGCACUUUGGGAGGCCGAGGUGGGUGGAUCACGAGGUCAGGAGUUCGAGACCAGCCUGGCCAACAUGGUGAAACCCCGUUUCCACUAAAAAUACAAAAAUUAGCCAGGCAUGGUGGCAUACACCUGUGAUUCCAGCUACUCAGAAGGCCCAGGCGGGAGGAUUGCUUGAACCUGGAAGGCAGAGGUUGCAGAGCUGAGAUAGUGCCACUGCACUCCAGCCUGGGUGACAGAGCAAGACUCCAUCUCAAAAAAAGAAAAAAAAAAAGCAAGAGUUUAACAAAGAAGGGUCACAUGUGUGAAAGCCCCAAGGACACUGUUUGAUAUACAGCAGGUAUUCAAUCAGUGUUACUUGAAACCAAAUCUGAAUGUGAAGUUUGAAUCUUCUGAGUUGGAGUGAAUUUUUUUCUAGCUGAGGGAAACUGUAUUUUUCUUUCCUUAAAGAGGAAUGUAAUGUAAAAUAAAAUAAAACUAUAAGCUAUGUUAAAUACA